CGUCAACCGCCUCUCCUGCUGUAAACAAUUGAGAAUUCAACUUUUGGUUCUCGAAUACCUCCCCGGCCGGGACCCAGAAUAUGACGUCGCAUAUCAUUAACCUCAAAGAGUAAACGAUCUACUCGUCCUGGACCGUUCAGAUCGCGAGACAAAGAUCGACUGUGCGGAACGGCGGAUCCUCCAUGAGUUUGUCGAUCUUAUCAAAACUGCCCCCUAUGGAGCGUGGGCACUCGAUGAAGUAAGUAUCUGCACAUUCCUCAUGGCCGUGCUGGAAAAGGGAUUUCCACUGGUAUUCUACAACCCCAAACCGAUACGAUGGGGUCGAAUGACACCCGAAACGAGCUGGCUCCCCGAAAAGCGAAAAAGCAAAUUACGAAUCGUAUUCGGCAAUCAGGUAAUUGGCUGGUUUCAACAUUUCUUCGUGAUUGUGGUAUCUUUUGGACAAAUCAAGAACCGUGUGCAACUCCGUCAUCCCUCUAGCCCCUCCUUCCUCAGCCUCGACUGUAUAUAGCUGGUACAAGGCCAAGUCCACUUCAACUUUCCAACCCUCACAUGCAGGUACCAUUCUCGUUGGGGCUGCCGAUAUCACCCUUGAUGACGCAGAGCUUCGAGCAGCAAGGAGUCUGCGAAUCGCAUGGCAAACCGUUGGGGGUGCAUUGGUUCGGCACCGCAGCCACGGCAGCGACAAAGACAGAGAGAAUGAGAUAGGCGAGACGCAUGUUGACCGGCAGAUUAAAUGUGAUUUGAAGGACUGUAGGUCAUUAGUCACCGGGCAUGAUCUACGUCAAUCAAAGACUGUGUGAAUACCUUUUAAGGUUAUGCUUUUCAGGCUUGACGCAAGGGAGUGUGAGUAAGUAGCUUGGAUGUCGGAAAGC
Messenger RNA from Aspergillus pseudonomiae, 875 nucleotides. RefSeq lists its product as uncharacterized. The record is from RefSeq and is a predicted model, not a curated record. The transcript has a single exon. NCBI's taxonomy places the organism in Eukaryota, Fungi, Ascomycota, Eurotiomycetes, Eurotiales, Aspergillaceae. Bases 260 to 511 code for a protein of 83 amino acids.